AUGGGUCUCCAUUUUCAUCCAUCUGCGCCUCUCGAACCCGAGUUUCUCCAUCUGCGCCUGUCCGGUUCUCCAUCUGCGCCUCUCCCGAACCCGAGUUUCUCUCUUCCACAGUCUCGCUGCUCUUGCAUAGCUUAUCUUCCAUUUCCGUCGGUUGUUGCAGUCGCCGUUGUGGGACAGUCCACAUCUCUGAGUCGCGGUCGUCGUCGCGGUAUGGGAAACGGUAAAGAACAUCCAUCUAUGCUAACACCAUUUCCUCCAACUCCUCUCAUCAAUACAAGCUCCACUACAAGCAUACUAGUUGGGUCAGACCCUAAUAGACCUGGUGGUGGGGAAACUGAAGCGCCAUGUACAUCCUCUACAGUUGAAGAAAUUAAUAAGGAUAGACCAAAUCCACAGGAAACCAAGGAUUGCAGUGCCGGGACAUCUCAGAAUGUUAAAAUUGAUUGUGAUGAUAUGAUUGAGGAGCCAAAGUCGGGGAUGGAGUUUGAUUCUCUUCAAGAUUUAGUGAGUUAUUAUAAGGAGUAUGGUAAGAAGUGCGGGUUUGGAGUGAUGACAAAAAGGACUGAGAGGGAAGAAGAUGAUACUGUUAGGUAUGUCACCCUUGCAUGUGCGCGUGGUGGGAAGGCCCGUAAUAGAACUUUCAAUGUCGCCAACCCACGUCCGACAAGAAAAACGGAAUGUAAGGCAAAGAUUAAUGCCUUAAAAUCUGACGGAAAACUGCGGUUGACUAUGGUUCAUAAUAUCCAUAAUCACGGGCUUAGUCCAAAGAAAGCUCGUUUCUUUCGAUGUAAUAGAGAAGUGAGUGAUGCCGUAAAAAGAGUUCUAGAUACAAAUGAUAUGGCUGGUGUCCGAAUGAACAAGAGUUUUGGAUCUCUUGUUGUUGACGCAGGCGGGUACGAGAACCUCCCGUUUCUAGAAAAGGAUUGUCGUAACUAUAUCGACAAGGCAAGACAUCUACGACUUGGCGCAGGUGGUGCUGGUGCACUUCGAGAGUAUUUUUGUAGGAUGCAGUACAAAAAUCUUGGGUUCUUUGCGUUGAUGGAUUUAGAUGAUGAAGGGAGGUUAAAGAAUGUCUUCUGGGCAGACCCACGUAGUAGAGCAGCCUACCAAUAUUUCGGUGAUGUGGUCACAUUCGACACUACAUACCUGACCAAUAGAUAUGGGAUGCUGUUUGCACCAUUUGUUGGUUGUAUGGAUGGUAUAGCUCCUAAAGCUAUUAUCACUGACCAAGAUAGAGCGAUGAAAAAUGCAAUUGGUAUUGUUUUCCCAAAUACCCGACAUAGAUUUUGUUUAUGGCAUAUACUGAAGAAAGUGCCGGAGAAGCUUGGCUCCUAUGGUUCCUACAAAACUGGGAUGAAAAAUACAUUGAUGAAAUGUGUAUAUGACAGUCAAAGUAUUGAUGAGUUUGAGACAAGUUGGCGGAGCGAGAGCAUGAAUGCCUUCUUCGACGGGUAUGUUAAUGCUAAGACGAACCUCAAAGAGUUUGUUGACCAGUUUGAUAACGCAUUGAGAAAAAAGAUUGAGAAUGAAAAUGCCGCGGACUUCCACUCAUUCAGUGUCACAACCCCCUGCAUAUCUAGGUCUCCAAUUGAGAAGAGGUUUCAAGAAUUGUACACAAAUUCUAAAUUCAAGGAAGUACAACAGCAAGUUACCGGUAUGAUCGAUAUGAAUCCAAAGUUACAUGAGAGCAUUGGUGCAAUACAAACAUAUUUGGUAAAGGAUGAAGUUCAUUUGGCAGAGUUCACUAAGCAAGUUACAUAUUCUGUGGACUUUAUUGAAAAAGAUUCAGCUGCAAAGUGUUCUUGUGGAUUAUUCCAGAUGAGAGGGAUAUUGUGUAGGCACAUUUUGGCCGUAUUUAGAUGUAACGAGAUUACAUAUUUGCCAGAUAGUUAUGUUUUAGAUCGAUGGAGGAAGGAUAUCAAACGGCGAUACACGUUGAUCAAUAGUAGUUAUGAUGCGGGGGAACAACGGGCAGAUUCUAAUAGAUAUUCAGAGAUGUUGAAUAUCUAUUAUCAGAUGAUUACUCUUGCAGCAGGUUCGAAAGAGCAUACUCAGGAUGCAAAAGCUAAGUUAUAUGCAAUGAUUGAGUUGUAUCGUGCCAAUCAAGAACCCCCAUCUCUGACCCAAACGGGUUCCAAUGUUCCAAUAUCAGCAGGGGGCACAACUACUGUUGGUGGUUCUGGGCAAGUACGUAGUCCAAAUAUUGUACGUGGGAAAGGCAGACCCCCAUCUCUGAGGAGAGCAUCCAGGAUGGAGAAGGAUAUGCGAAAAGUUAAAGCGAAGAUCAAAAAAGCACAAGGAAAGGGAAAACGCAAAGAGGGAGAUGUACGAGAUACACCUAUAUUGAGCACACAGAGAUCCUUAUUUGGCCAUGAGGAGAAUGAACUGGCCAAUGCUGGAUACGUGCAGGCCAAUCCAGAAUCCACAGUUUUUGACAUUGGUGGAACCCAAAUCCGAGGAAUAGGGAUUCAAAGUCAAGAAAGUAUGCAAAUUGGAUUGGAUGGAUCACAGCCGAUUGACUUUGGGUUGGAUGGAUCACAACCUAUGAUGUUAUUUAAUGGCUUGUCUCCAGUUGAGGAGUAUGAGAGGUCGUGGGAGCAGAACGAGGAAUUGGGUCUGAACGAUAUUGACACGUCUUCAACCGAUGCUGCAUAUAACUUGACUGAUACGAAAAUGGGGGAAUUUUUAUAA
This is a messenger RNA of Juglans regia (Persian walnut), 2691 nucleotides long. RefSeq names its product protein FAR1-RELATED SEQUENCE 5-like. NCBI's taxonomy places the organism in Eukaryota, Viridiplantae, Streptophyta, Magnoliopsida, Fagales, Juglandaceae. The transcript has 8 exons. Gene Ontology annotation, molecular function: zinc ion binding. Bases 1 to 2691 code for a protein of 896 amino acids. The record is from RefSeq and is a predicted model, not a curated record.